AGUCGGCGGCGCGGAUGUCUUCACCUGGUUCUGUGCAGCAGUGAGCCCGGAGAGGAGAGGCGGUCGGGCUGGGAGUGCUACCUCUGGAUGGUUUAAAAAAAAAAAGAAAAAAGAAAAACAAAAAAACCAAAAACAACAAAAAAAAGCAGAAACAACAAAACCAACCAACUCUGCAAUCCUCUGCUCCCCACAGGCUGAACAGUAUAAGGGACUGCUCUAUUUGAGGCUGUCGGGAGGAUGGGAAAGACAGACUGAGAGUCAGGGAGAGAGAGAAGGCACACCGCCGCGAUUACUGAAAAGGCACCCUAACACUUUUUGGUUCACUUCAGCUCCUGAGCAUCAUCACACUCCACCCAUACAAGAACCAUUCUGUGGAGAUAAUCUUCAUUUUAAAGGACAACAUCUGUACGGACAACAGGAAAGCUAAGAUCUCCUUCAUAUAUUGAAAGGCUGCUAUCAAGUUCUCCCCAGAGUCUUCUUCUCUUGACUCUGAACAGCCCCAGCUCUCUCAGCCUGUCCUCAUAAGAGAGAUGUUCCAUCCCUUGGAUCAUUUUGCGGCCCUCCUCUGGAUGCACUCCAACAGCUCCUUGUCUCUUCUGUAUUGAGAACUCCAUAUCUGGACACUGUACUCCAGGUGAGGUCUCACCAGCACAGAGCAGAGAGGCAAAGCUUUAAUGAAGAAGCAUCAACACUGCUAACAGUUGCACAAAGAGAGACCGAAGACCUUUUUGACCAAUGAUGUGGUUGUCAUGGAAACUAUUUCUGUUUCUGUCACUCACCGGGUGUCUUUCAGAAUAUUCAGAAGCUGUUCCUGGCCUACCUACAUCAUAUGCUGCUAUUCUAAGAAUCAAAUCUGGUAGUUCAUCUUUAGCUUCAUCUAACUCAAAGAACAGACCACGAUUAAGCAGUCCUUCGUUAGGAAGUGUACCUUCGCCAGGCUGGAGAGGAGCUGCACAACCUUAUCAUUCCCCAACAAACCUCUAUCACUUUUCAGAGGCCUUCAAACAUGAUGAAAGUGUUGAUUAUGGACCAGUGUUUACACAGGAGCCAGAUGAUGUGAUUUUUCCCACUGAUUCUGAAGAGAAGAAAGUGUCUCUGAAUUGUCAAGCUCAUGGAAAUCCUACCCCCACAUAUAGAUGGCUUCGAAAUGGAACUGAAAUUGAUGUUGAAAGUGAUUAUCGCUACAGCCUAAUAGAAGGAAGUUUGAUCAUCAGUAGCCCUAAUGAGAUGAAGGAUUCUGGACAGUAUCAGUGUUUAACUACCAACACGUUUGGUAGCAUAUUAAGCAGGGAAGCUGUUCUUCAGUUUGCAUAUCUGGGGAAUUUUAGUGGUCGUACAAGAAGUGCUGUCUCUGUACGUGAAGGUCAAGGAGUGGUUCUGAUGUGCUCCCCUCCACUUCAUUCACCAGAGAUCAUCUAUAGCUGGGUGUUUAAUGAGUUCCCAUCUUUUGUGGCAGAAGAUAGCAGACGCUUCAUCUCCCAGGAGACAGGCAAUCUCUACAUCUCCAAGGUGCAAAAAUCUGAUGUUGGCAGCUAUAUAUGUCUGGUAAAAAACACAGUGACAAAUGCCAGAGUUUUGAGUCCUCCUACACCUCUGACACUGAGAAAUGACGGUGUGAUGGGGGAGUAUGAACCAAAAAUUGAAGUUCAUUUUCCUUACACAGUCACAGCAGCAAGGGGAACUACUGUUAAGAUGGAAUGUUUUGCACUUGGCAACCCUGUUCCAACAAUCUCUUGGAAGAAAGUUAAUGGUCAUAAUCCAAGUAAAGCCCGUCUGAGAAAAUCCCAAGCUGUGCUUGAAAUACCUAAUGUUCAGCUAGAGGAUGCAGGGAUGUAUGAAUGUAAAGCUGAAAACUCACGUGGAAGGAAUGUCUUCAGAGGACAGCUACAAGUGUACACCUACCCACAGUGGGUGGAGAAACUUAAUGAUACUGAAUUAGAUAGUGGGGAACAGCUACGAUGGGAAUGCAAAGCCACUGGAAAGCCAAGGCCCACGUAUCGUUGGCUGAAAAAUGGAGCUCCUCUCAGUCCACAGAGCAGAAUUGAGAUGGUUAACAGCAUACUGAUGAUCCGCACUGUGAACAUCUCAGAUGCUGGAAUGUAUCAGUGCUUAGCAGAAAAUAAGUAUGGCACCAUCUAUGCCAGCGCCGAGCUGAAGAUUUUAGCUUCAGCUCCCACUUUCCCACUAAAUCAAAUGAGGAAAACAAUAAUUAUUACCAAGGGCCAAGAAGUUGUCAUUGAGUGCAAGCCACAAGCCUCUCCAAAGCCAACUAUCACUUGGAAGAAAGGAGACAAAGCUUUAAGGGAGAGUAAGAGGAUAACUAUUCUUCCACAAGGAAGCUUGCGAAUUCUGAAUGCUUCCAAGUCUGAUGAAGGACGGUAUUCAUGCCAAGGUGUAAAUGUAUUUGGGUCUGCAGAAAUCGUUGCAUCAGUAUCUGUUAAAGAACCUACGAGAAUAGAGCUGACUCCCAAGAAAAUAGAGUUAACGGUUGGAGAAAGCAUCGUCCUCAGUUGCAAAGCCCUUCAUGAUAGCACACUAGAUGUCACUUUCUAUUGGACACUUAAUGGGCAGCCAAUUGAUUUUGAUAAAGAAGAUGGACACUUUGAAAGCAUCAAGGCACAAGCGUCCUCGGCAGACCUGAUGAUCAGGAACAUCCUGCUGAUGCAUGCUGGGAGAUACGGCUGCAGGAUCCAGACUGCAGCAGACACUGUGUCAGAUGAGACCGAGCUGCUUGUCAGGGGUCCUCCUGGUCCCCCAGGGGUUGUAAUAGUGGAGGAAAUUACAGACACCACAGCAACACUCUCCUGGAGUCCUGGGGCAGACAAUCACAGCCCGAUCUCCCUCUACAACCUGCAAGCUCGCAGUCCAUUUUCUCUUGGCUGGCAGACAGUAAAAACAGUUCCUGAUGUGAUAAGUGGAGACAUGGAGUCUGCUAUGGCUGUUGAACUGAACCCUUGGGUGGAGUAUGAGUUUAGAGUUGUAGCAACCAACAAAAUUGGGACUGGAGACCCAAGUGCACCAUCCCGCAUGAUCAGAACCAAUGAAGCAGUUCCAAAGACACCUCCAGCUAAUGUAAGUGGCAGAAGUGGAAGGCGUCAUGAAUUAGUAAUAGCAUGGGAGCCAGUAUCAGAAGAGUUUCAGAAUGGAGAAGGAUUUGGAUAUAUUGUAGCAUUCAGACCUAAUGGAACACGUGGUUGGAAGGAAAAAAUGGUGACAUCUUCAGAUGCCUCAAAGUUUAUCUAUAGAGAUGAAAGUGUUCCACCUCUCACUCCUUUUGAGGUGAAAGUUGGUGUUUACAAUAACAAAGGUGAUGGUCCCUUCAGCCCAAUUGUGGUCAUCUGCUCAGCUGAAGGAGAACCCACUGCUGCUCCUAUCGAUGUCAAAGCUACGAGUUUGUCUGUAUCAGAGAUUCUUGUUGCGUGGAAACAUAUUAAAGAAAGUCUAGGAAGACCACAGGGAUUUGAGAUUGGUUACUGGAAAGACAUGGAACAGGAAGAAGCAGCAGAAAAGGUGAAAACUGCAGGAAAUGAGUCAUCUCUCCUUCUGACAGGAUUAGAAGGAAAUACAUUAUAUCACCUAACUGUGCGGGCAUACAAUGCUGCAGGGUAUGGACCACCUAGCGCCGCUGUGCGUGUAGCAACCAAGAAGUCCCCUCCCAGCCAAGCACCAAGUAAUGUUAUGUGGAUACAGGAUGGUUCUCAUGUGUCCCUUGGAUGGGAACCAGUCAGACCUCUAGCUAAUGAAUCUGAGGUAAUGGGAUACAAGGUGUUACUUAGGCAAGAAGGCCAAAGCAACAGUCAAGUUAUAGAAACACAGAAAACUUCCGCAGUGGUAAUUCUUCCUGAUGUUGGUGUCUACAUUAUUGAGGUCUGUGCAGUCAGUGAAGGAGGCGAUGGGACUGCUAGUCCCCAGAUUAGAGUUCCAUCUUAUGCAGGAGGUAAAGUAACAAGUGCUCAGUCCACCUUACAUAUGUUCUCUACUUCCUCAUCCUCUGUAACAUUGCUUUUGGUACUCAUGGUUCCUUCAAGUUCAUGGUGAAGACUGCGGACUUUGUUGUUGUUGUUAUUUAUUUGCUUUAGCUUGAUAACAACAAGGGAUGGAGUUUUAUGUCUGUGGAGCAAGAGGAAACCCAAGCUAAUGCUUAAAGACCCAUAGAAAUACCUGUGGUGCACUUAGAGGAGUGUUGGAAACACAGUCAAAAAUUCAUCAGGUUUUUUUCUCUUAAGUUUUUGUAAAAGUCUUCUGGGAAAGGGGACAUUUCUUGGCCCAAAAAUAUGCAGAUUGUAUGUAAUAAACUUUUGUAAGCAAACGUAAUUUCUGUCAAAUGUACUUUACUUUUAUAAUAUGUUCAAUUUUGGUGACCCCAGUUAUGUAUCAUUAGGUGUUUAAACAGUGGUGUCUAGUACAGUACAUCUGUUUGGUUCAGAAAAAAAAAACAAACAACAUUCUUUAACUAGAGAACAAAGUUUGAUACAAGUUCAUCUAACACUUCUUGCAUUCCACAUGGUUGGCUGUUCUUACUGACAAGAGAGAGAGAAAAAUAUAAUUGACAUAUGUAUGCUUUGCAAAAAUACCAAGAGUUUGUUCUUAAAAUGCAUAAAUACACAUUAAAAUAGAAAUAUAUAUAUAUAGUCAAUACAAUACUAGACAGAACAUUCAAAAAGUGGCAAAGUGGAGUUGAAAAUAGGCCAUUUGUUUUAUUUUGAGGUAAACUGAAAAUAAUUGAAUAUAAACUUUAAAGGAAACAAGUGCCAUUGUUUUUCAUCAAAUACUGCAUGAUUUAAUGUCAAAGCAAUCAAGCAUUUAUUUUCAAGAGGAAAUUAAAAAAAAAAAUUCCUAAUGCAUAUGGCAAUGAAAACUCCACUGAGCAUUCAAACUUACACUAGGCUGCUACGUGAGCAAAUAAAGCAAUCCAAGAAGUCAAAGCUACUUUUUCCAACCAUUUCCUUCUUUGUUUUAAUUCUGGGCCCAUUUUUUUAGAUAACAUUGUAUACUUCAUAUAUUUGGUAAUCCAGUUAAUGCAUAUAUAAAGGCAUAUAACAGAGAGAGCAUUAAUAUUUUGGAAUGUAGUCAUUCACACAUACAUACUGUAGCAGGACAAAUCUUGGAGAAUAGUGUUUGAAAAAAAUUUUUGUAUAAUUAUCAGUGAGCAUUAUUACAAUUAUUUUGUUACCUAGAACUGUUUCUAUAGCUCUACAGAUAAAAUUAUUCUGAUAGGAAUUGUGUGCUAUCAGUUCUAAUACCUGCUUUUGCUGUCCAAAAGCUUUUUUCACUCAAUACAAAAUUUGGACAAUUUUUCUACAUGUGAAGGCAUUUCCAUACAUUGGCACCUGAAUCAAAAUGAUCCCCAUUGUAUAUGAUGUGCUUGUUUGUUCAGUUAAGGUACACGUGAUGUUAUGAGGGAUGGAUUUUUACCAUGAAUGUCUAUCUAUUGUGACAAGAAUGAAUACAUCUGGGAAAAAAUUGAAAGUAUUUAAGAGGCAAGUCUUACUAGCAUAGUUCUUCCAACUGCCCAUCCUUCUAAAAAUUUUGAUACAAAGCUGUUUCGGUUCAUAGGUUCUGUGACAAAAAUGCUAUUAUUUUGCCAGCUCACUAGCAAAGUAAUACUUGGAAUAUAUACUCCAAAGAUGCCCAUUCUUAGUAUCUUUAAAAUAGUAACGAAGGAAGUGCAAUGCUUGCUAGCUAAAAAUCUGACAGAUGACUACAUUCCUUUUGAAUAUUUAACACUGGAAUUUUUCAGAGACUAUUCAACUUGAUUCGUUAGUACUUUAUUUGUUGGUGGAAAUUGGAUAUUAGGAGAAGGUUCUUCAUAGAGAGGGUGGAACAGGCUUCCCAGAGCAGUGGUCGUGGUGUUGAGGCUGCCAGAGUUCCAAAACUACUCAGAAAUGCUCUUAAAAUAUGGCUUAGUUUUCAGGUGGCUCUGUGUGAAGUCAUGAGUUGGAUUUGAAGGUUCUGGUGAGUCCUUUCCAACUUGGGAUAUUCUAUGAUUCUGUCACUCUAUGACACCCACAAAUAUUAAAAAAAAAAUAAUCUGAAGAUGUAAGCUUCAAAUGCACUUAGUUAAAACUAGGUAAACAAGGGCAGGAUGACAAGCUGAGCCCAGAAUGCUGUAUAGGUACAAACAGGAGACCUACUUGUAUCCACCCCUGUUUGUAGGAAAACCUAUGAAGUGAAAGUCAGGAAGGUGAAAUGCACUGAAGAACAAACUCAAAGGAAAUAACUACCUGUUGUGGUUUGCAAAGCUGUAGCAUUGCUACUGAGCAGAGAGCUUGCUCUAGCAACCUAUCAUUCUUCAAAAGGUUAAAAUGAACAAGAAUGAAGUGAUGAACCAAAAAAUAAAACGGCUAUUUUAUAAAUUUGCUAAGCAUAAUUUCGUCUAUUUUUUAUACAGAUGCUUGCCAAUGCAGUAUGUUUCAGAGUAUUCGAAAAGGUGAGAGUCACUCCUGGUGACAGUUUAGUUAAUUUUCUGAAUACAAUAAAUGGCUGUGCUUUAUAAGAAGAUUGGAAGUCCUAUGAGGAGAUAGAGCUGCAUCUAGCUAUAUCUCAAUCUCUAGUACAAAAUGCAGAUAGAAACACUGACAUACCAUCAGGUAAUGCAUUUGUAAUGCAGGGACAAAAAGGGAUAUAUUUUAUAUUCAACAUGAACAAAAUAAGUUUAUUAAUAUAUUUAGAUGCAAAAUACGUUUUAAAUGUUUCAGUACCUACAUAUUACACGUGACUCUGUAGUAGGAUGUUUCCUUAUCAUGACGUAUCUUUUAGUUGCAUUGAAGAAAUCUUUCCUUUUUCAUGUAAAAGUUUGUAAUAGUGCAGUCUAGCAUCAUUGAGGAGACUGUAUUUUUGUAUAAUGCCACAAUAUCUGUCUGGAAAAGAACAACUAUUAAGAAAAUUUGUUUUGCAGUGAAAAAGAAAGCUACCAUCAUGGCCCAUAUAAAAAUGUUAGAUAUACUGUAUACAACCUGUAUAUAUACUAUAUAUAAUGGUAUAUAAUGUGGAAGACACAGUAAUAUAAUAGUUCCUGUGUACUGUUCUUGUAACAUUAGAUCUUUUUAAUAAAUAAUUCUCUUUUUAUUGACUUUUAUCUAUCUUCUGUCAGCUCCUGAACUAUGUUGGUAGAGAACAGAGUGACACAGACAUUUCUGGAUUCCAACAGCAACAAUCUUCUAUUUACAUGAUUUUCAAAAAGAAAACAAUGAAUCUGGAAUACUGACUGUGGAAGUUCAAAUAAUUUUUGCAUCUUUCUGAUUUCUGAUCUCUGUUGGUUUUCCUGGGCAGUUAUUACUUUCAUAACUGAAUAACUGAAAGCCACAAGUAAGCUGGAUCUUUUAACAUGAAACUAUAAGUAAUAAACACUUCUAAAUAAGACUGCAAAUUAACCCCCGAGAUAAAAGCUCUUUGCAAUAUUAAAAUAUCUUGAAAGAGCUUUAUAAGAAAGCCACCAAGGACAAUUCAUCGUAGCGAAGUACUUUCUAGGAUUUUUCUGGAAUGUGUAAUGUUCUUUCAGGUGUCGUAAACAUCCCACAGCCAUGUAGGUACAAAAGGACAACAUGAUAGUUUCAAGUUCUAUUGAAAAGUAUUGUUUCUUUGUCUUAUACUUGAAACAAUUUGUGUAAAAAAAUCACAAGAAAAAAGAUGAUUUCAAAAAGACACUUAACCUUUUUGGGGAAAAAUGUAAUAGCGGAUGACUCAAUUACAGCAAAUAUUUUCCUUUUUGAUAUUUUCAUUUGACAUUUUAAUAAU
Messenger RNA from Lagopus muta (rock ptarmigan), 7737 nucleotides. RefSeq names its product contactin 5 (gene CNTN5). The record is from RefSeq and is a predicted model, not a curated record. NCBI's taxonomy places the organism in Eukaryota, Metazoa, Chordata, Aves, Galliformes, Phasianidae. Gene Ontology annotation, molecular function: cell-cell adhesion mediator activity. The transcript is spliced from 26 exons. Gene Ontology annotation, biological process: cell-cell adhesion; brain development. Bases 736 to 4038 code for a protein of 1100 amino acids.